Molecule: messenger RNA, 1964 nt
Organism: Pogoniulus pusillus (Red-fronted tinkerbird)
Lineage: Eukaryota; Metazoa; Chordata; Aves; Piciformes; Lybiidae
Gene: CD80
Product: CD80 molecule
Exons: 5
Coding region: 190-1125 (311 amino acids)
Biological process (GO): negative regulation of T cell proliferation; cellular response to lipopolysaccharide; immune response
Cellular component (GO): external side of plasma membrane
Source: RefSeq, a predicted model, not a curated record
GUGCUGGGCGGCUGUGGGCAGGGAAGCAGGGCGGUUUGGGCUUGCGGCUCUUCGGGGCGGCCGCGGGCACGGAGGCACAGCGGCAGAGGCUGCAGCCGUUCCUCUCUCCGUGUCCCCCUCUGCUCGCAGCGCAGGAGCUGCGGGAGGAAGGCGUCCUGCCCGCCCGCCCGCCCGCCGCCGGAGCCGGCCAUGGGGGGGUGCCUGCGGCUCGGGCUCCUGGCGCUCCUGCACCUUGGCUCGGGCUAUGCAGGCUAUUUUGAACAGAUCAAAGGCAAAAUGGGGGAAAAGGUUGGCCUGCCUUGUUGUCAUGAGCUUUCCAGCUCGGAAAGCCUCCAGAGCUACCGAAUCUACUGGCAGAAGAGCACCACAGAGGUCGUGCUCGCCUACGUUCCGGAGCAGGGUAUCACCACUGACGAGCGCUACGAGAACCGCACGGUGCUGGACACCAGGAACUUCACCCUGUGGAUCUCCCCCGUGGAAAUCUUGGACAAUGGCUCCUACCAGUGUAUAGUUCAGGUGCUCAGUUUGGCACGUGUCCUGUGUGAAAAGCACGUCGCCUUCUUUGUUACAGCUGACUUCAGCACACCGAACGUGACAGCGGAGGUGGUCGCCAGUUCCUGUGAGUCAGCUGAGGUGAUGCUCACCUGCUCUUCUCAUGGAGGUUUCCCCAAGCCUAAAGUCUGUGGAGCCCUCGACAGCAAGCCUGUGGUGUGGAAUGCCAGCCAGGUGGCCAAGUCCAGCCUCAGCCUGUACAACGUCACUGCCCAGCUCUGGCUCAGCCUGACCCAAGACGCCAGCUUCACUUGCUCCCUGGAGUACAAUGGCUUUGUCACCUCCACCAGCCUGCUUCUGAAAAAAGCAAAUGACUGUGUUGUCCUUCCUAAGCCCCCACCUUAUCAUGUCAUUGCUGCUUCAAGCAUCGUCAUUGUCGUCUUCCUUUUGGCUCUUGCCCUAGCAGCAAGGUACCUCUCAAGGCAUGGUUUCUUAUCCUGUGUAUUCUGCACUGCAGUCCCUGCUGUUCGUUGUACGGCAAUGCCUCUCGCGUUGACCCUUUGGCGCUCUGAAAGGGGACGAUGGAAGGUAGAAAGCUCUGCUGAAGAAGGCUGCCAGGAGACUCCUGUGUGAUUGAAUACAAACUCCCACCUAUGCCAUGGAAGCUGCGGGGUGGUCUUGUUCUAAGAGCACCACUGUUGUUCCACCCACUGGGACCAUCAGCGGUCCUGCAGCGGGAGAGAAGAAGGAUGCCCUCAGCAUCGACACACCAGCUCCAGAGUUUGGGAUCUCGUGGCUUAAUGCUGCCUUGAUGGAAAUCAGGGUGCCAGCAGAGCCCUAGCAGGUAGCCUAUGCCCACCCAGCCUUUCAGGAGUACAGAGCUGACCUUUGGGAGACCCCAGAUGCUGACAGUCUCAAAUGAUGCCAUGCCUCUGCCUUGUGACUGCGAGCGGCCAAAAACGUCCUUUGUGUUCAGCCUCGCCUGGGCACCGCCAGCACUGUGCUUGGUGCUGGAGCACUUUGGACUUCACUUGCCCGUGACAGAUUCCUCCUCCCCUGCAGAGGCAGUGACACUUGUGCCUCUCCACAAAAGCACCCCGAGGUGGGACUGUGCUCCUCCUCCUCAUUUUCACUGCCCUGAGACUCCUUAGGCCACAGCACACACUGGCAGCGUCCCCUGACAGCCACUUCCCAGUGCUUAGCAGCGGCAGAGGUUCUGGCUCCCUUUCUCUCCUGCCAGGACAGCCUUGCCAAGCCAGGCGCCGAGGCGCAGCGGAGAGCCGCAGGAGCGCGGCUGGCAGGGCGCAGCCUGCCGCUGGCUGCCUGUGCCCACGCACCUGCCGGCUGCCCACGGGCGCCCACCCUGCCCGCGGCGUGCCAGCAGCGCUGCUGGCUCUCUCUCCCGUGUGCCUGCUCUAGCUAAGCGCAGUGCAGGGCCUGGCCUCACAGGCACAGCUCAGCUUCUCUUCCGA